GUCAAAUUAAAUUGUGAGACCGUAUCAUUCCUAGCUUGUUAUUAUUAUUCUCGUUCACAAAUUCCAAGUUUCGUCAGCCAAAUAAAAUUGCUUAAACCCCUUAAUUUUGCGUACAGGCAUGAUCCUGAGCACCAGUGUCAAGUUCCUGCGUUUGGCGCGGCUGCCAAUACGUAAUCUGCACCAGGGGCGGCUUCCCUCUGCCCGCCUGUUUACCGGGAAUCAGGCGAACUUCGUUUUGGAGUCGCUGGACAACCGCGAGCUGAUACGCGUCCACGGCUCCGAGGUCGUGCCCUUCCUGCAGGGUUUGGUGACUAACGAUGUGUCCAAGAUUGGGUCGGACGACGGACCCGCCUCGAUCUACGCCCACUUCCUGAACAAAGGUGGUCGCGUGCUUUUUGAUACGAUCAUCUACCGAACGAAUAGUCCGGACACUCUGCUGGUGGAGUGCGAUCGCGAAGCCGCUUCGGACUUGCGGCGACACCUGCGUCUAUACCGCGUCCGCCGGCGGAUCGAGGUCGACAGUGUGGACGACGAGUAUACAACUUGGGUGAUAUUAAACCCCAAGACCGCGCCGUCCACCCCAACUAGUUCGAAUGCCGAAAUAUUUGUGGUGCCAGAUCCCAGGCUACACGCUCUGGGUACACGCAUCCUGGCGCCCGCCGACAUGAGCAGGACCCAGCUGGCCAAGUGUUUCACCGCCUCCGGCACAGCUACCACCCCCACAGCAGAAAGCAACUACCAGCUGCUGCGCUAUACACUGGGAGUUGGCGAGGGCAGCCGGGAACUGCCGCCCGGCAAAUGCUUUCCAUUGGAGGCCAAUGUGGAUUACCUAAAUGGCGUGAGCUUUCAGAAGGGCUGCUAUGUGGGCCAGGAGCUGACGGCUCGCAUCCACCAUUCGGGUGUCGUUCGCAAGCGUUACAUGCCCAUCCGCCUGACAGCCCAGCUUGAUGCGAGCUCCAGCCAUGAUGUCACCUCCGUAGCGGGAGCAAAGGUGGGACAAGUUUUUGGAUCAGCCGGCAACUAUGGUGUGGCGCUGUUGCGGAUCGAGAAGGCUCUCAAUGGGCCGCCACUGACUGUCGACGGCGAGCGGUGCUUUACGGGUCGCCCGGAAUGGUGGCCCGAGGAUCUGACCAGGAAGCAUCGACAGGCGUUCGUUGAAUGACCCGCGACCUAAUUUUAACAUAAUAAUGCUAUCAUAUUACUAUUGCAUACAUAUAUUGUUAUUAGUGUAGUAAAGUCUAGUCCCGUCGAAAA
This is a messenger RNA of Drosophila kikkawai, 1254 nucleotides long. RefSeq names its product putative transferase CAF17 homolog, mitochondrial. Gene Ontology annotation, molecular function: protein binding. Gene Ontology annotation, cellular component: mitochondrial matrix. The record is from RefSeq and is a predicted model, not a curated record. Gene Ontology annotation, biological process: iron-sulfur cluster assembly. Lineage: Eukaryota; Metazoa; Arthropoda; Insecta; Diptera; Drosophilidae.